AUGGAUGUAAAAGAUGUCUCGGAGAUCGGGCCGUAUUUCAAGCUCCUGGAGCAGCAAAAGAAGACCCUUCAAGCAGCGCAAAAACGCAAGGGUGAGCGUCCUAGGGAUGAAAAGCCUCGUUCCAAAAUCAUUGAUGAUCAUAUGAUGCAAUCAAUGACUUUGCAUAUGAGGGAGCUUAGCCCAUCAAGCAAGGACAACCACAUGAUACAUUCGUCUUUUCUUGCGCGUCCAUACACGCCAUCUGUUGCUCCUUUCAAAGCUCUCAAGAAAAUGCCCCUUAGAGACCUGCGACUAGAGACACACCAUCGAGGUCUGUACGUCUUACUCCGAGUGGUCACACCUCCCACUAGAAUGACGGCAAUCAUGGCUGUCAUGGAGGAUGAAGCGGAUCAAGCUGUGAUGGUUCAACUCUACCAACAAGAAGAAGAGAAAUACCGUCCUGCACGAGUUAGCGUUAGAAAAAAUGGUGUGUGCAUCGUCAAGGAACCAUACUUCAAGGUAAUGGGUGACGGAGGCUAUGGCUUGCGUAUCGACCAUGUCGGCGAUCUCAUCUGGCUUUCAGAGACCGACGACAGGGUUCCAUUGCAAUGGCGACCUCGGAUCAGCCAGCUUGACAAGACAGCUGAUGAAUGGAAAUGUGAGGGUAACAGUGCUCUUAAGUCCGGAGAUUUCUUUGACGCAGCGGAGAAGCAAGUCUUAUGCUCUUUAAUAAUGCCCCUUUGCUCACGCACAUUUAGGUACACAUUAGCCCUCCAGUGUCCCACUACCUCCGAAGAAGCCCGGAUUAUCAAGAUGAAUCGAGCUCUUGCCAAUUUGAAGCUUCGGCACUACGACGCAGCGCUUCUGGAUGCUGGCUGCGGCCCGCCGGAUGUCAAGCCGCUUGAAAAGGGGCUGUAUCGUGCUGCGCGAGCUUUAUACGAGCUGGGCAGAUUCCAAGAUUGCUACGACACUCUUAACGUCCUCUUGAAAGAGUAUCCUGGGAACGAGGAGGGAAGGAAAGAAUUGUCUCGAGUCAAGAAUCGCCUAACAGAGCAGAAGCACGGACGUUACGACUUCAAGGCCAUAUAUGCGGCCACCAAAACCAGACCGUUGUAUCUUGACCACGCGACAUACAUUGGACCAGUGGUGGUCAAACCGGCCGAGGGACGGGGCCGGGGUUUGUUUACUACCAGAGCUGUGAAGGCCGGCGAGCUUCUCCUUUGUGAGAAAGCCUUCUCACAGUGCUACGCCGGUCUCGGUAGUAGCUCUGAAUCGUCGUCAUCCAAGAUCAGUCUGCUCAUCAACACCCACACGAAUCGCAUGGUGGUGGGAACCCAUGGGGACCUCAUCACUAAGAUUGUGCAGCAGCUUUGGCGUAAUCCUUCGCUCGCUCCAGCAUUCACCUCCCUCCACCACGGCUCCUACAAUCCUGUCCAGGUCGCCUACGUGGAUGACGUGCCAGUUGUUGACACAUUUCUCGUCGAUCGGAUCAUUUCCUUGAAUGCCUUCGGCUUCCCUCUGACCUCCCUGAGCUCCCACUUGGACAAGGGUUCUCCAGACGACGAGCAAAAAGGGAAGAAUUACCACUCGUGCGGCAUCUGGCUGCUACAGCAACGUGCGACGCAGCUUCAUCGGCGACAUGCAGAUCAUCGCGCCAUACGGGAUAUCCCAGCCGACACGGAGCUGACAUUCUGGUACCAUGUCCCCAACACCGAGGGUUACGACAAGACACAGGAGAAGCUGCAAAAUUGGGGCUUCCAAUGCACGUGCGUCAUGUGCACCGAAGAGAAGAAUACGCCAAAGAACACUAUCAAGAAGAGGGAAGGCUUGCUGGGCGACCUCAAAGCCGCCUUCACGGCUCCAAGUGGCGCUCAGCUACCGAAGGUCGAAAGACUGCUGACAGCCCUGGAAAAAACAUACCAAGCUAGUGCCGCACGAGUACCCCGUCUGGCGCUGUGGGACCCGUACCUUCUCCUCACGCGCACGUACGCGGCUCAAAACCAGCUGGAAAAAGUCAUCGCCACCACGCUGAAGGUUCUGGCGUGUUUGGGCUUCGUCAUCAAAGGGGCGGAAAUGACGCCUUCAGCGAAAUCUACCCGUUCCACCCUUGCGGACGCCGCGUUCGUCGUCGAGCAGUGGGGACUGGCAAACGACUUUGUCGUUGAGGCUUGGGUCCAUCUAUGGAUGGCGUACAGGCAUGUGGCGCCUCAGCUGUGCGGGCAGGCGGAGGAGUGCGCGAGAACGGCGUACCGGAUUUGCGUGGGGGAGGACGUCACUUUUGAUCAACACUACCCCUGA
Endocarpon pusillum Z07020 is the source of this 2277-nucleotide messenger RNA. RefSeq lists its product as uncharacterized. The transcript is spliced from 3 exons. Bases 1 to 2277 code for a protein of 758 amino acids. Gene Ontology annotation, molecular function: protein binding. The record is from RefSeq and is a predicted model, not a curated record. NCBI's taxonomy places the organism in Eukaryota, Fungi, Ascomycota, Eurotiomycetes, Verrucariales, Verrucariaceae.